AUGGUCCGCAACCUCGUCCUCCUCUCCGGGUCCUCCCACCCAUCCUUUGUCGAUGCCGUUGCCACGUCGCUCGGCAUCGCGCCCUCGAACAGGCUACUGGCCAAGUUUGCAAGCGGCGAAACCCGGUGCGAGAUCCGCGACUCGGUAAGGGGGAAGGAUGUGUACAUCGUGCAGAGUUUUGGGUGCGGUGAUCAUGGCGUCGGACUUGGGCAUAGGAAUGGAGAGGACGAGGACGAAGCCGAAGACGAAGCCGAGAAGAAGCAUGGCCCCCAUGCCGCUCCCAGAGAGAAACAGCACACGGUCAACGACUACUUCAUCGAACUGUGCAUCAUGAUCUCGGCGUGCAAGACAGGGAGCGCAAGGCGAGUCACUGCCGUCCUACCCCUAUUCCCUUACUCCCGUCAACCGGAUCUGCCUUUCUCCAAGGUCGGCGCUCCGCUUGUCGGCAUGGGUCCGCCGCCUGGAGGGGGAGAAAACGGAGGAGCAGAAAGGGGAGGAGGCGACGCACAGGGGAAAACGGGCACGGCCAAGUACACGUUCGAGAGUGUCCCCGUCACGCCGGGGCCGCAUGUCCCGCGGACCUCAGGACUGGGCGCCCCGGGGUUUGAGAUGAUAGAUAUGUUUAGCACCUUGCGGGUGCCGUCGGCUGCGCGGGUUGGGGGGGGUAGUAGCGGCUGGGCAACACCGGCCCUGGGGCUUCCGCCGGCGCCGCAACAGUACACGACGCAUGACUAUGAGAACCCGUCGUUGGCGAUGGCGUUGCAGGCCGGGUCAGGGCAUAAGCAGUUCAUGGCGCAGGCCGGGUCGUUGGUGGCGGACUUGCUGACGUGUGCUGGAGCGGACAGGGUGUUGACGUGCGAUCUCCAUGAGAGUGCUUAUCAAGGGUUUUUCGAUAUUCCGGUCGACAAUCUCUACGCUCGCCCGUUGCUCAAGGAAUACAUCGAGCGUAGGAUCCCCAGCUACCGUGAUGCGGUCAUCGUCAGCCCUGAUGCGGGCGGCGCUAAACGCGCCAUCGCCAUCGCUGAUAGCCUCGGACUCAACUUUGCCCUCAUUCACAAGGAACGUCGUCACACCAACGUCAACUGCCCACCCAAAGCCACGAUGAUGCUCGUCGGCGACGUCGCCGGCCGCACGUGCAUCCUCGUCGACGACCUAGUCGACACGGCCAACACCAUCACGCGAGCGGCCAAGCUACUGAAGCGGGAAGGGCGGGCAACAGGCGUAGUGGCGCUGCUGACGCACGGCGUGCUAAGCGGCGACGCGAUCGCGCGCAUCAACGCCUCGGCACUCGACCGCGUGGUUGUGACCAACACGGUCGCGCAGUCGGCGGUUCGGCGCGCGGCGUGUCCUAAGCUAGAGGUGUUGGAUGUGAGUGCGACGUUUGCGGAGGCUAUUCGGAGGGUGCAUCACGGUGAGAGUGUGAGUCGGUUGUUUCAGUAUGACUGA
Molecule: messenger RNA, 1446 nt
Organism: Dichotomopilus funicola
Lineage: Eukaryota; Fungi; Ascomycota; Sordariomycetes; Sordariales; Chaetomiaceae
Product: phosphoribosyltransferase-like protein
Exons: 4
Coding region: 1-1446 (481 amino acids)
Biological process (GO): purine nucleotide biosynthetic process; 5-phosphoribose 1-diphosphate biosynthetic process
Cellular component (GO): cytoplasm; ribose phosphate diphosphokinase complex
Molecular function (GO): magnesium ion binding; ribose phosphate diphosphokinase activity
Source: RefSeq, a predicted model, not a curated record